AUGCAGAGCAGCAGCAAUAUUUAUAUCGAUCCAAGCAUGUAUCCCCGGUACGAGUAUGCGAAUCUGGAUAUUUCCAGUUUCGAGCGGUCCCCCACAUUUGAGCAGCCUCCAAGUUAUCCAACAUAUGAUCAACAUGUUCAGUUCUUGCCAGAAAUCGAAAACAAUGGGCCAAAACAAAAAUGUCGGGUUUGCAAUCUGGAAGCUCAUGGAAUGCACUUUGGAGUUCAAACUUGCCGGCCGUGCGCCGCAUUUUUCCGACGGAUUGUUGUACUCGAUCUCAAAUACACUUGCGUGUCAAAUACGCAGAAAUGCAAUGUCGACGGGCGUGGAAGAAAUGUGUGUCGCGAUUGUCGCUACAAAAAAUGCAUUGCCGUCGGAAUGACAACUGAUAAUGUCCAAUACAAUCGCGACAGCCACAACAACAAGAAUUCUUCUGGUUCCGGUGGUGGACGGGGACGAGGUAAAAAUAAGAGAAACGUCAUGAUGAUGCUGACUGACGAGGAGGAGGCAGCCGGAAGUAGUACUGUAAAACCGGGAGGUUCGAUAAAGGGGGACGAAUCUUUUUGUAGUGAUGGCUCUUCAUCGACGCGUGGCAAUCCUCAGUUAGAUCCGGAUGCGGAGAGACGGGACGAUGAGGAAAUGGACAAAAUUAUUAGCGAUUUGAAACAUUUAUUUGUAGAAUAUUCACCUCCUGAAAUGAUAAAUCAAUGCUCAAUUAAUCAACUUCAAAGACUUACUCAUUCUUUGGUUCUGUAUAGACAGAAUCAGCAAUCAGCUAACCAAAUAAAGUUUUGUGAUACAAUAAAUGCCUUCACCGAUGGCAAAGCACAUCUUCAACGAAAAUCCGAAAAAUUCUCAAAAUGGGUAAAAUGUGUAGACUUUUUCGAUAAGUUGUCCGAUGAACAAAAAAUUGAUACUGUUAAAAUGUCGUUUACUGUGUUUGAUAGACUUGAACGCGCUCAAAUGUCUGUGAAAAUUUUUGGCGAGAAGAGUAUUACUGAAAAAAAAACCACGUUAUCUUCUUAUUGUGCUGUUGACUGGAAAAAUGUCAAAAUCAAUCCAGAAACUGCAAUAAAUACUGAACAAGCAAAUAAUUAUGUUAAAGCUGAAUUCCACGCUCAUGUUGAUUCAAUUAUUGAUGAAGUAUGCAAACCACUUUAUGAACUUCAACUUUCUGACACUGAAACUGCAUUCAUUUUGGUACAAGUUCUUGUUUAUCACGGAGGUGAAAAAGUGACUCCUGAAUUAGUGAAAAUGUUCGAUCAACUUCGUGAGACUAUUGCCACAGAUCUUCAUCUUUAUUAUACAAAAGAAUCUCAAACAGGAACUGAUACAAAUCGAAUACUCAAAAUGAUGAGCGUUGUAAACGCUAUGAAAAAAAUUCACGCAGAUCGUGUCAGGAAAAGUGAUUUAAUACAAAUAUUCAAUAUUUAUAAAGUAUCUGAAAAACGAACCGAUUUUAAUUGUAGCUAAUUUUUCUUU
Molecule: messenger RNA, 1482 nt
Organism: Caenorhabditis elegans
Lineage: Eukaryota; Metazoa; Nematoda; Chromadorea; Rhabditida; Rhabditidae
Gene: nhr-216
Product: Nuclear Hormone Receptor family
Exons: 13
Coding region: 1-1473 (490 amino acids)
Biological process (GO): DNA-templated transcription; regulation of DNA-templated transcription
Cellular component (GO): nucleus
Molecular function (GO): sequence-specific DNA binding; RNA polymerase II cis-regulatory region sequence-specific DNA binding; DNA binding
Source: RefSeq, marked reviewed